GGUAACUUCCCCCACACCCUUACCUCACCAGGCGGACCAACCUGCGGGUCAUAGUAGACUUUGGCUCUGUGGAAGUAGAGCUCAGGAUUCAUUUUUAAAUGCCAACCGGGGCCGCAUAUGGCAACAAACGUUCCUGAACCCAGGCGAUAUCUCUUCUGAGUUUGGAGACUUUGGAUCAAAGACAUGGAGAGCAAGGAGGAGAUCAGUGACACAGAUAGCGGCAUCAUACUGCAGUCUGGCCCGGACAGCCCCACCUCUCCCAUUAAGGACCUGACCACUCACACGCGGGCCAUGAAGCUGAAGCACAAGUCCCUGGAGGACCGGCUGGAGCUGUGCCUGCUGGAGCUGAAGAAGCUGUGCAUCCGCGAGGCGGAGCUGACGGGGGAGCUUUCCUCGGACUACCCCCUACUGCCCGGCGAGAAGCUCCCACGAAUCCGCCGUCGCAUCGGGGCCGCCUUCAAGCUCGACGAGGAGAGCAUCUGGCAGGACGGAGGGGAUCCUGAGCUGCACUCCCUGGAGGCCGAUCUGGCCCUGCAGCUGCAGAUCUUUGAGGCGGCCCGGAGACUGGCCCAUGAGGAACACCUGAGCAAGCAGGUGAGGCGGAGCCGGCAGCAGCAGUCCCGGCGGGAGGAGAGGAAGGUGAAGGAGCUGCAGGAGGCCGUGGGCCAGCUGAGGCUCCGGCACGGACGGGACUCCCCUGCUCUGCAGCACGCAUCCUCUCAGAGAGAUCCGGGAAUCUCUGAUGAUAGCUCCUUGUCGGAUGCCGUGACACUCGAUGAAGAUGUUGAGUCCAACCAGUCCUCUCGCCCAGCCUCGGAGACCCCUGUGAUCUCAGACCCCCAAAAACCUUCUGAGGAAGCGCCCCAGGUCCUGCACCCCAGCCCCCAGCAUGCACCCCCCCAGACUCUGGAGGGGCUGAGGCCCGGGGAGGACCCUGGCCUGGGGUCCGAGCGUUCUCCCAUCCAGAACUCACCCUGGAGGGAGUCCAGCCUGGACCAGCCCUACCAGAAGCCCAGGAAGCCCCACUCCAGGAGCAGCAGCCGGUCCAGUAGUCCAGCGGUGACCCCUGUGUCCACUCCAGUGGACCCCCGAUUUGGAGACGCCCCCAUCCCGUUCCCAUUGGCCAGCAUCAAGAGCCUGCCGCUGCACCACGCCCACUCCAACAGCGCCCCCUCCACCCCAGAGCUGCACACACGCCGCCAGUACUCCCAGUCCUUCAGGAUUCCUAACAAGUCCUUGCACGACCCCGACCAGAACCGUGGGCGGGCCCAGUUGCCACGGCGACGACUGACCGACUUCACGGCGACCUCGCCCCAGUACUCGCCCCUGAGGCCCGGCCAGGGAAACCCCGUGUACCUGUCCAGCUCCGAAGACAGCCACUCCGAGCACUCCGUGCCCUCGUACGCCGGCUCCCCCCUCCGCGAGGCCCCCGCCAAGCCGUCCAAGCCGUGCCCGCCCCCGUACGGCUACCACAUCUCCAAGCACAGCAGGAGCGGCCCGCUGGCCUUCACCGGGCCGAGCUUCUACAGGGUCCCCCAGCACCAGUCCACUCCCAGCUUCUACCGGGUGUGCGCCGUGGACGACGGGAUCGGCUGCCUGCCCGAGAUCGAGAUGGGCCGGGUGUAUUUGGGCCCUCCCCUGGCGCCCCCUCCCUUCCCCGGCCCCCCUCCCGCUCGGCGCGAGCGCUGGCCGGAGGAGGCCCCCCCGCCCCUGCGCGUGCUCAGGGCCCUGCCCCCCCAGAGCAGGCUGGCCCGGGCCCCGUCCCUCCGGGAGUACCCCCACCACCCCUCCCUGGGGCUGCCGCGGGAGCUGGUGUCCGAGGAGCUGAAGUCCUGGCACCAGCGCAGCCAGGUGCGCGGGCCGCGCCCGCGAUCGCUGGACCGCCAGGGCGCCGUGCGGCUGAGGAACGCGACGGGCCGGGACUCCCCCCUCUCCCUGCAGCACCACUUCCCCCAGCAGUUUCCCCAGAGACGCGUUCUCCAGAGAGCUCCGGACGGUACCCCAGUGCAGUGGUACGUGGAGGAAGACUCUGAGAUCAUCAGCCAAGUCUAGCCACAGGAGACCGCUUCCAGGGGUGCGAUCUUCCAGAGACGAUGAUCUCCAGACCCUCAGGGUCUCUGGGGCCGCUCGACUCUGGCUUUAUUGCUGAAAACUCUCUUCUGCCACCAGCUGGAAAAGAGUGCCUAAGCCUAAGCCUGUGUGUGUGUGUGUGUGUGUGUGUGUGAGUGUGUGUGUGAGUGUGUGUGUGAGUGUGAGUGUGAGUGUGAGUGUGAGUGUGAGUGUGAGUGUGAGUGUGAGUGUGAGUGUGAGUGUGAGUGUGAGUGACAUAGCCGAGGCCUCUACUUCUGGUUGAAACAUGGUCUGAAGAAUCAGCCUUCCCUGAUGAAUCAGGAACACUCAUAUCCCUACCUUCACUGAGAAUACACUGGACACACACUGCCCUGCAUGUGGAGGUGUACGUAUUGAGCCAAUGGACUCAUGCUGGGGCCGUGCUAUGCAGGAGGAUCCUGGACACUGAUCCUCAGAAGGGCAAGUGGAGAUCUGCAGGCCUUCGACCCCCAUACAACGCACCGCUGCCCUUCACUGCAAAAUACUGAUUUCUAUUAACUGCUUUGCUUGAGGCAAGCGAUAAACCGCAAAGUAAGGCAAUAUGCCUGUCUAUUUGCUGUAAAGGAGAUACUGUAUUUAAAAAAUAAAAAAAAUAGAAUCAUGAUGUCAUGAUGUUUUGUGUAGGACAACCAAAAUGUAUUUUUAUUAUUUUAAAUUUUUUACUUUUAAAAACGAAAUACUGAAAGCUGAUCUGUUACUGAGAAUUAUUUUGUUGUAUGUCUGUAUAUUGUGUUAUGGACAUUUUAAAAAUGAUAUGUAGUUAUUCUUCAUGGAAUUCCGAAAUCUAAAAUCAGUUUUUAGCCAGGUUCAAAGUUAUAAUUACAUUUAGUUUGAAUCCUUAAUAAACCCAAACAACGGGCUUAGUUUAAACGUGAGAAGUUGUGAGAUUGUUAGAUAGGUCUGAUUAUCUUGCUAUUCUAUCCUUAUGCAUUACACCUGUAACAUUCUUAAACAGGGUGUUAUUAACUUACUUCGCAAGCACCCUUAUUUCAUGCUUGAAGUUUGUCCUCUUGGUGUGCACAACAUUGUAUACUUGUGUGGCUACUAACCGGAAUACAGUGUAUUG
This is a messenger RNA of Conger conger (European conger), 3175 nucleotides long. RefSeq names its product innate immunity activator b (gene inavab). The record is from RefSeq and is a predicted model, not a curated record. Lineage: Eukaryota; Metazoa; Chordata; Actinopteri; Anguilliformes; Congridae. The coding region runs from base 184 to 2052 and encodes 622 amino acids. The transcript is spliced from 10 exons. Gene Ontology annotation, biological process: positive regulation of protein ubiquitination; adherens junction maintenance.